This is a messenger RNA of Physella acuta, 1224 nucleotides long. RefSeq lists its product as uncharacterized. Gene Ontology annotation, molecular function: cysteine-type endopeptidase inhibitor activity involved in apoptotic process; ubiquitin protein ligase activity. Gene Ontology annotation, biological process: negative regulation of apoptotic process; positive regulation of protein ubiquitination; regulation of cell cycle. NCBI's taxonomy places the organism in Eukaryota, Metazoa, Mollusca, Gastropoda, Physidae. The record is from RefSeq and is a predicted model, not a curated record. Gene Ontology annotation, cellular component: nucleus; cytoplasm.
AUGCAAAAUAUUGUCGAACGAUGGAAUAAAACACGUCUCCCGUGGCAUUACUACAGAGAAGAAAAAUACAGACUGUCAACUUUUUGUACUUACCCGUCCUCUUGUACAAAAUGUGCUGCCGAGCUAGCCUCGGAUGGUUUUGUUUACACCGGAAGUGGCAGCAAUAACGACGACUCGGUGACCUGCUACUUCUGCAGGGUGACCAAGGGUGGCUGGAACUUUCUGGACAUUGUGCGAGACGUGCACGCUGCCAUCUCACCUGGGUGUUGUAUGGUGACAGGUGUCAACUGCGGUAACGUGCCUUUCAUCACCUGCAGCUUAUCAGCACAAAGUCUUUUGAACGCCGCCGCUGUUAUUUCUCUUCAAGAAGUCACGCCAGGAUUCGGAGAUCCAACACAGAAUAAUUUACCUUCACUCGAGACAAGAGGGACAGUUGCGACGACUUCACAUCAAACCCAAAAUGGCGUUUUGAUAACAAAUUCAAUACAGUCGAGCUUGAUUGGAACUUCAAUCCCAGUUUCAACGAACUCAUCUAGAUUGACAUCAAAUACAACAUUAAGAGCUGUUACUAGCAAUGAUACAGCAACAACUGUAACUUCAACACACAGCUCACAGAGUGCAAUUUCAACACAAUCAGCCGUGACACAAUCAACGGUAGCGCAAUCAACCGUAACACAAUUAAACGUAACACAAUCAACAAUAACACAAUCAGCCGUAACACAAUCAACCUUAACACAAUCAACGGUAGCGCAAUCAACCGUAACACAAUCAACCCAGCCUCUCAUCAAUACACCUGCGUCAACCGCCCUUAACAACACAGAACACAGCGCCACAGAAGUUGUUCCAGCCAUCACCACACCAACCAAUCAGGCAACAGGUGUUGUAGACCACGCCCCCACAAGAAGAAAGAAACCAGGGGGCGCUGCUCCCACUUUUAGAGAUCUCGCCAUCAUCACCGAGAGACCCAAGAGAAUCGAAUACGCCCUGAAGAUCAAGCGACUGGAGACCUUCGAGAACUGGCCCAGAGGACAUCACCUGUCGAUAGACGAACUGGCUUCUGCUGGAUUUUAUUAUGCUGGUUACGGCGACUGUGCCCGUUGUUUCUUCUGUGGUGGGGGUCUGAGGAACUGGGAAGAUGAAGAUGACGUGUGGGUAGAACAUGCCAGAUGGUUCCCUAAGGCUGCGGAUACACUAUACGUCGGCAGACCGAAUUUUUUCAUCUGA